Catharus ustulatus (Swainson's thrush) is the source of this 3509-nucleotide messenger RNA. RefSeq lists its product as uncharacterized. The record is from RefSeq and is a predicted model, not a curated record. Gene Ontology annotation, cellular component: ribosome. Lineage: Eukaryota; Metazoa; Chordata; Aves; Passeriformes; Turdidae. Gene Ontology annotation, molecular function: structural constituent of ribosome. Bases 404 to 1765 code for a protein of 453 amino acids. Gene Ontology annotation, biological process: viral process; translation. The transcript is spliced from 2 exons.
AGGGAUCGGCGCUCGGAAGAUCUCGCGUUGUUACGGAAAGCUCGCGAUAGGGAUAAAGUGCAAACAUAAGCACUAAAAAGUGCAAGGCGAGGCAGCGGUCAGCGAAACGCACGUAACCAAUCAUAGAACAUAUUACCUUAUAUGUACCGUCUAAAAAUAAGCAUAAGCAUCUAUAGUAUAUAAGACUAAUGCACUAAUAAUAAAUUGGCUUUUGUUGCAUCCACCACGUUGGUGCCUGUGCUUCAUUGCCCCUGGGACGGGAUGUCCUUGACCGAAGCCCUCCGGUGUUAGAACUCGGUUGCGAGAAGCAACAAGUGGUGCCCCGUGUGAGGAAGGCGUACGCCGGCCGAGAACCGGAGCAGCUAUCGGUGGACCGCGGGCGGUCGAGGGGGGAUCCGGAUCCAUGGAAGGGGUGAGUCAGAUUCUCAUCCGGUUGGCUCGAGACGGAAAGCUUUCAGUGAAAGCGAAAGAUAUACAAGGGUGUCUCGAGUGGCUCCUGAAAGAUGGAGCGAUAACCCAUCCGCGGGAUAUUUUUGGCCCGGAAGGAUGGGGGGCAUGCACGCAAGCGCUGGCGGAGCAUGCGAUGGCUACCAAAUCAGCCAAACAUCUGAAAGUGUGGGGCACAAUCUUGCAGCUGCUGAAGCGGGGUAUGGAGGAAAAGGAGACUAUGUGGGCGGCACGCAAGGCACUGGGGUUGGACUGCCAAGGUCGCCUCCCGUUCACUGAGGAGCAGGAAACGCAAGUAGAAAAAGGUGAAUUAGAAAUAGAGCCAAAACAGGAAGGCUCGGACUCUGAAAUUCUGACAGCACAAGAGGGAAAAGGGGAAGAAAAGCAAGUGCAGGAAGAGAUAAUGGCUCGUGUGUGUUUGACUUGUGGGAUUAUGAAACCAAUGUCUGAAGGGUCGUGUCUGGGAUGUAUAAAGAAAGCAUAUCCGGUAACUGGAAAGAGGUUGAACCCUCCGCAGUACCCCUGGGACGAUUUGCGGGAGGCAGAGCGUAAAGCACGGUCCACGCAGCCUGCUCCCUCGCCAGCUCCGUUGCCAUCCGCGCCACCACAGUUUGUGGACCCAGAGGAAUGGUUGCCUGGGCUAGCAAUGAAAGCCCCGGAGGAUCCGUUGGAGAUGGCAGCAGAAAUAGCCAGUCCGGAAGCUGGACGAGGAGCAGAUAGGCAAAGAUGGCGCGAGAGGGAAGUGCUGCGCCCAGGAAAGGGGAACCAGUGGCGGGCCCCUGAUAAGCAUCCUGACAUUGCAGAGGAGGUUGAGGAGCUCUCCGAGCAGCUUGCGGCUGCGUGGGGGACGGAAGAGGGGGGAGACGCGGCAGCGGUCGGAAGCCGGAAACCGGGUCGGGAGCCUGGUCGGCUUGGGGGGACCUCUCGGGCCGGGAAGGCGCAAGUUAAUGACCACAAAGUGCAGAUGAACCUGCAGCAGUUACAGCAAUUAGUUAAUGAAAUAACUGCAGAGGUAGAAAAGCAAAAGCGUCUGCUUCGAACCCGGUCUCCUGUACCACCCUCCCAAACAGAACCAUCCGGGAUAAAAUUCACUGAUUGGCGACUUAUAGCAGAUGAGUGCAUAUUGGGGGGUCUGACUUUGCGACCCAUUGCUACCGCUUAUCCUGUAAAGGCAGUAGCCGGGGGGGGAGUGGAAUGGGUGGCCCUAGAGCCCAAAGCCGUACAGCACCUCGCGGCUACCAUAGAGGCUAAAGGAUUGGGCCAUCCCCUCACAUCGACAUUGUUAGAUAGCAUUCAUGCUGGGGGACUUUUGCCAUAGGACUUACGCAAUCUGGGAAAAAUGGUGCUGAAGCCCACUGCCUUUCUGAUGUGGAAGGACAGUUGGAUUCAGCGACUAAGAGAGGAACUAACCCACGCGUGCAGAUCAAUAUUUCCACAGGUACCGAAGUAGUGAAAGAAGCAGACGACCAGCAGAAUGACGUAUGAAGAAGUACAGUGGAUCAUCGGCGGUGGCUACUUGUUGUCUGUAUUGUACUAGUUAUGGUGAAUAUUGCCUUGCCGAAAAGACAAGGUGCUGCUAUGUAGAUACUAAUGCCUGGCUAUUUACUCACUGCAGAAGAAGUAAUUGUCUUAUUCCUACUAGCCUGCAUAUUAAGCUGUAAGCUGAUUAGUUGGCGUAUCUCACACCAGCCAAGAAAUUGAUGCAAGAUGGGGUUUAGUCUGUUUGGAAGCUUAAAUUUCAUUGGAAUAAUGACCAUCGUAGCUAUAUAUGUUCCACCUCAACCCAAGACUAACAUUUGGGUCACUAUGGCUAAUCUUACAAAUCAGGAAUCCAUUUGCCUUGCCCUUUCGUCACCUGGUAACCCCUUCUCCACAUGCCUUGUAGGUUUGCCGACAGAUGUCUGGCCUUGUCCACUCCUGCCGUACUUUUGUGUUCUUCAUGGCGACAAACCGUAUUGUUCAAACAGCACUCCCGCAUGCAAUGCUAAUAAGCCAAAUAGAGUAGUUGAGCUAUGGGAUUUUUGGGUGCCAUAUCUCCCCGUUGCUCCUGCCGAGCCUCAAGAAUUAGAACUGUUAGGAUCUGUAAAAAUGGACAGUUGUUUAUACUUUAAGUGGACCAAUGAAAAGGUAAAGAACAUUAGUGCAACAGUUGUGAAUUCAAGCCUUCCAGUUUAUAGGAAUGCAUCUGAGUGGUGCCAAUAUACUGCCAAGCAACACUCACGAUCCUCUGAUCAUCCUUUCUCUUUGCCUAGCGGCCUAUUUUUGAUUUGUGGUGAUCGAGCUUGGCCAGGUAUUCCCUCAAAACUUAGAGGAGGUCCUUGCUCGAUAGGUAGAUUGUCCUUAUUGACACCCAACACAUCCAUGAUUCUAAACAUGUCCAGGUAUUACUCCAGUAGGCGAAUGCGACGCAGUGUACACAGUUUUAAUAGCAAAUGCCAGGAUAAUGUAAAGUUUUGGUCACCAGGAGAAAUUAUUGCAGCCUCCUUUUUAGCUCCAGGCGUUGCAUCAGCCGGAGCGCUGGCACAGCUUAACAAGCUAGGUUGUUGGUUAGCUAAACAAACUAAUGCCACGUCGCGAGCUAUAAGUGAUUUGUUAAUUGAUGUAGAUUCUGUAAGACAUGCCACUCUUCAAAAUAGAGCUGCCAUUGAUUUUCUCUUAUUAGCCCAAGGCCAUGGUUGUGAAGAAUUUGAAGCGAUUACAGUCUGCCUUAAGUGUCCGCGUCUCAGCUGCCUCAUCCGGCGUCCAACAACAGCGUGAAACACUUCAACAACAACUGCAUCAAACUGAGCACCGCUUCCUGCCUAUCACGACAUCUUAAGUCAUGGGGAGGGGGAGAUGUAGGGAUCGGCGCUCGGAAGAUCUCGCGUUGUUACGGAAAGCUCGCGAUAGGGAUAAAGUGCAAACAUAAGCACUAAAAAGUGCAAGGCGAGGCAGCGGUCAGCGAAACGCACGUAACCAAUCAUAGAACAUAUUACCUUAUAUGUACCGUCUAAAAAUAAGCAUAAGCAUCUAUAGUAUAUAAGACUAAUGCACUAAUAAUAAAUUGGCUUUUGUUGCAUCCA